CCGGGGCUUCAGGCCCAAUAGGAACCUGUUUGGGCAUUGUUCGUUUUAAUUUCUGAAUAUUUUGUCAAUCAACCGUAAAAUAGCUCAACUUCCUCCGUGUUAAUCAUUUUUUGGUCGAAGGAUCCGAAGCUCUGAUUGAUUCAAGCGUCUCCUUCAUCAGCUCAGGUAUUGAAGCGUAAGCGCCCAUGGAUUACUCGGCUGCUCGAAGAAAUCAAGGAGGCCUCUAUGAAGGUCUCUACAGAUUGGUUAUGCGCCGCAACUCGGUUUAUGUUACCUUCAUCGUCGCCGGUGCUUUCCUUGGCGAGCGGGCUGUGGAUUAUGGAGUUCAUAAGCUGUGGGAGUACAACAAUCUUGGGAAACGAUAUGAAGACAUUUCAGUUUUGGGGCAAAGGCCGACGGAGGAAUGAAAAAUCUCCGCCAUUUUGAAGUUGCAUAGAUGGAUGGACAUGCGGUGACCUUAUCGAUGUUGGGGGCUAGCAAUUUUUGCUGUUUCAAUAAGCUUGUUUCGAUUUAACAGACUUGUUUCUCACGCAUUGUCUUGCUCAAAUGUGUCGUUGCAAUUUUUGAAUUUGUAUAUGAAUCAUUCGUCGCCAAUGAGUUGUCUUUAAACAUCUUAACCUGAGGUUGCUGCUCCAUUAUUUUAAUUGAUAUUUCUUCGUUUGCAUUCUGGUA
Messenger RNA from Tripterygium wilfordii, 672 nucleotides. RefSeq names its product cytochrome b-c1 complex subunit 9-like. NCBI's taxonomy places the organism in Eukaryota, Viridiplantae, Streptophyta, Magnoliopsida, Celastrales, Celastraceae. The transcript is spliced from 4 exons. Gene Ontology annotation, biological process: mitochondrial electron transport, ubiquinol to cytochrome c. The coding region runs from base 186 to 407 and encodes 73 amino acids. The record is from RefSeq and is a predicted model, not a curated record.